Kogia breviceps (pygmy sperm whale) is the source of this 1324-nucleotide messenger RNA. RefSeq names its product dynein axonemal light intermediate chain 1 (gene DNALI1). The record is from RefSeq and is a predicted model, not a curated record. Lineage: Eukaryota; Metazoa; Chordata; Mammalia; Artiodactyla; Physeteridae. Gene Ontology annotation, molecular function: dynein heavy chain binding. Gene Ontology annotation, cellular component: axoneme; filopodium.
GAGGUUUCCAUGGCGACGGCAAACAAGGCCCUGACUGGAGGGCCGCAGCUGGGCUACUUACUCCCGCCGCCGCCAUGAUUCCCCCCGUGGACUCUCUGCUCAAGUAUGACACCCCGGUGUUGGUGAGCCGGAACAGGGAGAAACGGAGCCCCAAAGCUCGGCCACUGAAAGUCAGCCCUCAGCAGCCCGGACCCUCAGGUCCCGUCCCACAGCCACCAAAGACCAAGCUCCCCUCAACUUCCUGUGUCCCAGAUCCUACAAAGCAGGCAGAAGAAAUCUUGAAUGCCAUCCUGCCCCCGAGGGAGUGGGUGGAGGACACGCAGCUAUGGAUCCAGCAGGUGUCCAGCACCCCCAGCACCAGGAUGGAUGUGGUGCACCUCCAGGAGCAGCUGGACCUGAAGCUGCAGCAGCGGCAGGCCCGGGAGACUGGCAUCUGCCCGGUGCGUCGGGAGCUGUACUCGCAGUGUUUCGAUGAGCUGAUCCGCGAGGUUACCAUCAACUGCGCGGAGCGAGGGCUGCUGCUGCUGCGAGUCCGGGACGAGAUCCGCAUGACCAUCGCCGCCUACCAGACCCUGUAUGAGAGCAGUGUGGCAUUUGGCAUGAGGAAGGCGCUGCAGGCCGAGCAGGGGAAGUCGGACAUGGAGAGGAAAAUUGCAGAAUUAGAAACGGAAAAGCGAGAUUUGGAGAGGCAAGUGAACGGGCAGAAGGCAAAAUGUGAGGCCAUCGAGAAGCGGGAGAGCGAGAGGAGACAGGUGGAGGAGAAGAGGCACAACGAAGAGAUUCAGUUCUUGAAGCGGACUAAUCAGCAGCUGAAGGCCCAACUGGAAGGCAUUAUUGCACCAAAGAAGUGAUCAUUUCCAUAUGGGUCUCAGCAAGCACUACUACCCCAUCAUAAGCCCUUUGUAAUAAAAAGCUUCCCGAGUGAAGCCAUACCCCUUCCCCUGCUCCCACCUACGUAUCUGUCAGAAGCCACACCACCGCCCCAGUGUGGUGCAACGCCUACAGUCUGGCAGCCAGGCUCCAGGCUGGACAACAGAAGGCGGUGUGGCCCAGGAAGUCUCUGUAUGUGGCCAACCUUGGGAUUUGCCAACUCCAACAGUGAGACUCAGAAUUCACCCCUUUUGGCUGUAUCCCUCUCAGGUGGAGCAGCUCCUUCCUCAUUGUCACCCCAUACUAUCACUUAUUUCCAGCCACACAAAGCUGCUUCUCUGUGCCGCAAUGCAUCUUGUCCCUUAACCCGGGCUCCUCUGGCCUCACUCUUGCCCUUAUUUGAUGUCUUUUCAUCAUCUCUACUCCAGUGCAGUUCUAGUACCUCAUUUUGGAG